This is a messenger RNA of Alternaria alternata, 992 nucleotides long. RefSeq names its product bacterial exopeptidase dimerization domain-containing protein. Gene Ontology annotation, molecular function: hydrolase activity. NCBI's taxonomy places the organism in Eukaryota, Fungi, Ascomycota, Dothideomycetes, Pleosporales, Pleosporaceae. The record is from RefSeq and is a predicted model, not a curated record. The transcript has 3 exons. Bases 123 to 896 code for a protein of 257 amino acids.
GGUAGCAAGUCCUAACGUAGAACCAGGUGCCGCCAUUUUACCCUUUCGAGCGCAGAGAAGAAAAUGGCACAGUCUAUCACUUCGGUCGUGGAACGGUCGACGCAAAAGGCCCCGUAGCAACUAUGAUCGUUGCAUCACACAAGUUCUUUCAGUCACGGACCGACACCCCUAGUCUUGGCAUGUUGUUCGUUGUCUCCGAAGAGACUGGUGGCGCCGGAAUGAAAGCAUUUGCACAAUAUGCUUCGAACACAACUUUCCGUGCAGGUAUUUUCGGCGAGCCAACAGAAGGCAAACUGGCUAGUGGACACAAGGGCAGUUUACGCGUGGACCUGGAUGUUCUGGGCAAAUCCUCUCACUCCGCCUACCCUUGGCUUGGUGUAAGCGCUAUCAACUAUCUAACCGAAGCCAUCGUUGCACUUAACAUGCUCGAGCCGGCUCUUCCUAGAAGCGAGCUACUCGGCGCCACAACUCUCAAUGCUGGCGUUAUUGCAGGCGGGGUUGCGGGUAACGUUGUGCCUGAACACGCGAAUGCUAGUAUCGUUGUUCGUAUCGCUCGCAGCGAAGACGAUGCAGUCGACGUUGUCCAGGACAUGAUGGCAGGAAUGCUUUCACCCAUUGUUGCUCGCGCGAAGGCAGAAAACGCUACAUUCGAUGUUCGUUUCUCGAAUACUACGUACCCCGCACCUAUUCUCGAUACCGAUGUCGAGGGUUUGGAGGUAGCCCCUGUUUUCUAUGGUACAGAUAUUCCGAGUCUGCCACAGGUGGAGAAGAGAUAUUUGUUUGGCACCGGAACGAUUGAAGUCGCACACACGCCGGAUGAGAUGUUGAGUCAAGAUGAACUUGUACAGGCGGCGGAAGCAUAUGGUAUGAUACUUGAAAGUUUGUUCUCAGAGUAGGAACAUAUCGACACGAUGAUUACAUUUGGUUAGAAGACGAUGAGGAUGUGUCAGCCUCUAUUUGAUUGCCCAAUGUCUAUUGUCAAUUCUUGCCUG